AUGUCUUCGAAUCUUACUCUAUCAACCGAUAAUGACCUCGAGAAGACAUGGCGGCUAGUGGUACAAGAAUUCAGCAAGGAGGCAAACCUGGACUGGGCCAAGGUAAAAAAACCGUCAAUCGAAGACGUUAUCAGCAAGAUCGAUCCGAAGGAGGCGAAACCAGCAACGAAAUCAAGAGCAAAAGACUUUGUCAAUGAUACAUUAAGUUUCGUUCAGAAACUUGGGAAGAUCAUAUCUCCUCUUGCAGGAAUGGCCUUGGGGCCGAGUGAACAAUGCUUCAACGCCCUCAACUUUGUCAUUGUCGCCGUGCAAGACUACAAGAAGAUCUUCGAAGACUUGACUCUACUUCUGGAGCGAGUAUCCGUAUUCCUCCGGCAACUCAAUAUCUAUAUCGAAGACCAAGAUGACAGAGGUGUUACGCUGGAUGAGCGACUAAGGCCAAGCGUCUAUCGUGUUCUUGAGCAUUUCAUGGCCAUUAUGACCCUGACUGUCCAAUUUAAAUCCAAGAAGUUCAAAGUGAAGGCUUUUGCAAAGACACUACUACUCGGGGAUGGGAGCGGUGUUACAGAAGCAUUGGCCAUGCUCGAGACGCGGGUAUCAGAUGUUGUCCGCAUACAAGUUUCAGUAAUCGGGAAGGAUCUUUCCAAAGCUGCACAAGAUAUCCGCACUAUGAAGACCGACUUAGAUCUCAUUCUCAGAUAUGACGAAGAUACCAGAAACAGUCUGAAGAGACUGGAAGAAAACCAGGAAGCAAAGGGGAAACUGUCUGUUAUCCACUCCUCGCUAAAUCUCGAUACUCUCGACUUAGCGCGGCGCCGCCAUGCUCAGAUCGCCGAAGAGCGCGUGGAGAAUACCGGUCACUGGCUGUUUUCAAGAAAUGAAGCCUUUGUUAGUUGGAGUGACAUUGAGAAAAACACUCCACCAAUGAUAUUGGUGAUUGGUGAACCAGGUUGCGGGAAGACAUUCUUAGCCUCAGCCGUGCUUGCGCAAGCUGACAGUGCCUAUCGAGAUUUCUUAGCCAAAGCCUGUAAGAAAAAUGUUGGAAAUAAUACCAUGGACGAAAUCUGGCAGAAUCUCGUUGUUAAAUAUGAACCCAAGGAUGAGACAAGGUUUUUCAUGGUCAUAGAUGGAGUUCAGAGCUCGGCUGAUGCCUCGCCGCUCUCAUCGGUUAUCGGAACCCUCACAAGCCAACAAACAGAGCGCCAAUCAAAGGAUGGUCUACAACUUCGGUUAUUCGUGACCACCGUCCCUCAGAUCAAUCGGAAACUCCCGGAUGGCAAAGGGAUGACUAAAAUUUCGCUUGUCCCUGGGCCAAAUAACGAAGUGUUAGUGCCCAACAUUGAUGAUGUCCAAGAGGUUAUCAGCGAGCGCCUCCUCCAGCUGCCCAUCUUUCGGAAUGACACAUCACUGUCAGAAAUGUCCAAGAACCAGUUGAUAAAAGCCAAAGUCUCGCAAAAUGUGCAAAACUGUUUCUGGCGCCUCGAUCUUUUGCUCCGCGAGUUCGAGCAGUGUGUCAACCAACGGCAGCUUGACAAAAUUAUCAGACAAUUGACCGACGACACCUCAGUAAAGAUUUACAGACAGAUUGAAAGAUUGAAUAAGACUCUGCAUCCAGAUGAGAUACUGGUGGUCAAUGCACUAUUGAUGUGCGUUCAGAGUUUUUCCUCGAUUGGCUGUCCGCUCAAUCUUGAUGUAAUCGAGCAAUACGUUGAUCUGUCGCUCGAAACACCACUCUUCUACAGUCUCAAGAUCCAGAUAGAGAAGAGGUAUCAUACUCUGUUCGUAGUAGAUACCGAUAACAUCAUCACCUGGCGUUACGAGAUGAUGAGUAAACAUCUAAUCGAAAGUGCCAAAGACGACAAGACGAUGGAUGAGAUCCACAAAAAGCGAGGCAAACGAUACGAAGGCGUAGAUCUCGAGGAACUUGAUCUCCUUGAAAAGAUUGUCUGUACAAACUUGACAAACACACUUGGAACACACGGGCAGAAGCUAUAUGACAGAUAUGGAUUUGCGGACUUCUUCGAAUCGCGACGCGGUCAGCGGAAGGCUACCAUACGGCUUGACGUUAGCGAAUCCCACAUCCAUAUCCUAAACAUGUCUUUGAAAGCUCUUUGCGAGGAUGUUCAGGGUUUUGAUACCGAUCGAAUACGGCGGUUUACUCACAAAAAUCUCUUUCGGCUGAUCGAGCAGGCUGACCUUCGCAAAGCAUCACCUAAGCAGGUAAAGUCAAUAGGAGCCUGUUUGGUGAGGCUACUUCGAAGGGAUGGGAUGAUUGAUAAGUGGAGCAAAGAUAAGUUCUCGAGGGCUAUGAUGGGCGACUGCUUUCGCGAGGUUCGAGAAGACAUCAAAUCCUGGCUAUCCAAGAAAAGGGUUGCUGAAGCUCUAGAAAACGACAAUGAGAAAGAACUCGUCGGCAAAGACCCUGCUAAAAGCUGUAUCAAGGAAUCAAUGCAUGAUUGGUUGCAUCGGAUGUGCCCCGAGUCGAAGGAGAUUCUGAUGCUUAAGCGCAUGGCGGAGCUGGAAAAGUCCGUUAUGAAUGAACUAGACAGGAAAUGGUUGAAGGAAAAAUGUGAAGAGAUCCGAAAAUCGGAGCCUGGCAACGAGUGGGUGAGGAAGUUUCUAAAAGGAGAGCGUGUAGAACCUCAGGAUCCACUACAGCAUUCUCCUAAAGAGAAAAAGACCCCAGUCAAGAACGAGUACCGAAAAGCACAAUCAGGGAGAGAGUUCAGAGGGCCGUUUGCAUGA
Molecule: messenger RNA, 2745 nt
Organism: Bipolaris victoriae FI3
Lineage: Eukaryota; Fungi; Ascomycota; Dothideomycetes; Pleosporales; Pleosporaceae
Exons: 3
Coding region: 1-2745 (914 amino acids)
Source: RefSeq, a predicted model, not a curated record